Messenger RNA from Linum trigynum, 1844 nucleotides. The record is from the annotation of a GenBank genome assembly. NCBI's taxonomy places the organism in Eukaryota, Viridiplantae, Streptophyta, Magnoliopsida, Malpighiales, Linaceae.
ACUGCAGAUCCCUAUUUCCAAUUCCCGCCGCAAUUUCUCUCUUCGUCCGAACAUGGAAACGAAUCGGGCUGAACAGCGGGAGGUGCGAAAGCCGACGAGAAUCGACGUCGACAGGCUGAGCUCUUUACCGGACGAGAUUCUUUCCGAUAUCCUCUCUUUGGUGUCAACCAAGGCCGCCGUGCGCACCACUGUUCUCAGCCGACGGUGGAAGCACCUCUGGACUAGGGUUUCCAAUCUCGAUCUCGACAAUUCCCCCUUCAGUUACUUUUAUGACCCGUCGUUGGCUCAAUUGCGGUCAUAUCGGGAGAGCAAAGAUUCCGAACGAUGUAGGAAAGGGUUGGAAUUCUGCCGCUUCGUCGACAAGGUUCUGAGCGAGCACACGAAUCUCGAUUCUCUGAGGCGUUUCCGAUUACAUGUCUGGGAAUUUUACCUUAAUGUGCGGCCAAAUUUCUGGUUGAAGUUGGAAUUGGGGCCUGGCUCUCUGCUUCAGGAAAUUGAUGUUAAUCUUCAUGGGAGCGUUCCUGGAACCCACUUUCCUAUGCGUCGGCUCCCAGAGAUUUUUUUCACUUUGCAGCAUUUAAGAGUUCUGAAGCUUGCCGGUGUUAUAAUGGUAAUUGGGUCGUCAGUGUUUCUUCCUAAUGUGAAGAUCUUGCAGCUUUUAGGAGUGAAAAUAGUGGACGGUGAGUCAUUUGGCAGGCUCAUUUCGGGUUGCCCUGCUCUGGAGACUGCUCAUCUGCAGUCUGGUUGUCGGGGGAUUGACAAGCAUCUUUACCAGAAUGAUAUCUACAAACUCGUUGCUUCAUCACCAUGCUUGAAGAACUUAACGAUUAUGUUUUUCGACAGCUGUACGCUUUUGGAAAUUGAAGCACCGAAUCUUGAGCAUCUACGUCUUGAGUAUUUUUCUCCAGAGUUGCUAUUUCUGGGCAGUAGUAAACCGCCAUGCCUUCAGUCAGUAAGUCUUGCUUAUGGUUACGAAAUGAGCGAGGUCUGGGAUGAUUGCCUGUCUGGGUUCCUCUCCCAAAUCUCCAAUGCAAAGGAAAUGAGCUUAUCUUGGCAGUGGAUUGCUGGUAUCGAAUUUCGCGAAGAUUUCCAGCUGCCAGUCUUUCCCAAUUUGACGCAUUUGAAAAUCGAAACUGAUCCAAUCAGUUGCAUUCUGCUCCUGUUUCUCAACUCGACCUCCAGUUUACAAUCUCUUGUCAUUAGUAUCGUACGGGAUGUGGAUUUGGAUGAAGGGCGAGAUGAAGCGUCAAUUGUAUGGGUGUCAGACCUUGCCUACAGAACACCUGAGCGCCCGUUGUCAAGCCUCGAGGAAAUCGAGAUCACGGACUACAAAGGAGGUGUACAUGAAUUCGAAAUGUUGGCAUAUUUGCUCGAGAUUGGAGUUGCAGUGAAGAAGUUUACUGUGAGCGUAGCUAAUCAUGAUCUAAGAGCUUGCACCACGGCUAAAACUACUGCAACGGGGAUCGAGUGCUUGUGAAUUUCUUAUUUUACGUCAGAAAAAUCCUUGUCCAUUAUGACAGUGACUGAGGAGUUUGCCAUUAAUGAUCACAACUGCAGAAUAAGUGCAGAAUAACGCAUAGUCUUCUCGAAAGGCUAGAAUGAUGUAGCUAGAAGAGCAUCAGUGAGACUGUGCCUCGAAGUAGUGAUAUCUGCAAACAAAUAACCUUUGUGUACACCUUCUAUCUGAUUCCACUUCUUAUAUCGAACAAUUGUCUGUGCUAAAAUUUCUUGUAAGAGCUUACCACUGCAAAAAAUUUGCAUGCAGCCAUGCACGAUAACACCCUUUUUAGAGACACACAAUGGUGAAAACUGAAAAUUAUUGGUACUAAAAUGGAGAUAAGAUA